GGAGAUGCUCUGACAAGACGUGGGACUUUGUGAAUCAAAGUAUUUUUUUUUUGGUCUUCCUUUAAGAGAAAUUCGCAUAUCACAGGCAUGGAUCAGAAGGCAGUGUGCGCUGGAUGCCACCGGCCGAUCAGAGACAGGUUUCUCCUGAGGGUCAGUGAUGGCCUCUGGCAUGAGGAGUGCGUGCGGUGCGCGGCGUGCGGGGAGCCGCUCAGGAAUUCCUGCUUUCUGCGGGACCGCAAACUUUUCUGCAGACGGGACUACACUCAUCUGUUUGCAGUGCAUUGUGGGGGCUGUGCAGAGGCCAUCUCCCCUGCAGAGCUUGUGAUGCGAGCCGGAGCCGCUGCUUUCCACCUGCGCUGCUUCACCUGCAAAGUUUGUUCCUGCCGCCUGCAGACUGGAGACCGCUGUGUCCUCAGGGAGGGACAGCUUCUGUGUGCCAGAGAGGACUACCAUCAGUAUCUGGCGAGUCCAGCAUCUUCAGAUACCGCAGGUAAAAGUGACGAUGAAGAAGAGGAGGAAUUGGGACGGAAUACACAGAGGCGAGGCGGUGCAGAUAAUCCAGAAACCAAACGUCCCAAAAGACCUCGCACUAUUCUGACCACCCAACAAAGACGCACCUUCAAGGCUUCCUUUGAGGUCUCAUCAAAACCUUGCCGAAAGGUAAGGGAGACCUUGGCAGCAGAAACUGGCCUAAGUGUCCGGGUUGUGCAGGUCUGGUUCCAGAACCAGAGAGCUAAAAUGAAGAAAUUGGCCAGAAGACAACAGCAGCAGGAGCAGCAACACACCCAGGAGCAGUGCGAACUCUCAACAGUGCCCUCAUGUGGCAGUUUAGGUUCAGAAACAAAGUGCAUGGGGCCAUCUUUUGCCCAUGUUCAGCAGCAGCAGCAGAUGGGGCUCACCACUCUGGAGCAGCAGGACUGGGACACGGACCCCUUCAGACAGGGCCUGACUCCACCCCAGAUGCCAGGGGAUCACAUGCACCCUUAUGGUUUUCAAGACUUGUAUGGGGAAAUAGACAGGGAGUCUCUGUGCCAUGUUGCUGACAAUGACUGCCUCUCUCUGGCUGGAUCGUCCCCACUCACUCCCAUUGACUGCCUCUAUUCCAUGCAGGACUCAUACUUCACCUCCUGAGGGUGGAGUUCAGGCUCAGGGAGAAGCUGCAAUCCACUCUGGAAACACACUUUUAUCUCCCCAGGCUAGUUAGGUCAACAAAUGUAAAAUUUCAGAAGUGGACAUGGAUACACUGCGAUGCCAUGUAAUUUAACAUAUUCAAUUCUUGGUAAACAUUGUCACGUCGCUUCAUUUAAUACUUUCCAUUUCCCAUUUGCAGCACAAUGUCUAGAAAGUGUAUAAACCCUCCAAGCAUGGUGCUGUUCCCCUCACUUUUCAUGGUUAGACAGAAACCCCUU
Molecule: messenger RNA, 1409 nt
Organism: Xiphophorus maculatus (southern platyfish)
Lineage: Eukaryota; Metazoa; Chordata; Actinopteri; Cyprinodontiformes; Poeciliidae
Gene: lmx1a
Product: LIM homeobox transcription factor 1-alpha-like
Exons: 8
Coding region: 88-1131 (347 amino acids)
Biological process (GO): regulation of transcription by RNA polymerase II; neuron differentiation
Cellular component (GO): nucleus
Molecular function (GO): DNA-binding transcription factor activity, RNA polymerase II-specific; RNA polymerase II transcription regulatory region sequence-specific DNA binding
Source: RefSeq, a predicted model, not a curated record